AUGGAUGUAAUACUUCGUAUAGGAAUUCUUGCGGCAAGAGAUUUAGCACCAGCUGACAAGAAUGGGUUAUCAGAUCCAUAUGCAGUUAUACGAGUAGCAAAUAAAAAAUUUGAGACAAAAGUGAUUAAAGAAAAUUUAAAUCCAGUUUGGGACACUUCGUUUGAUGUUAAACUAUCAGAACCUGACAUACCACCUUGCAUCACAAUAACUGUAUGGGAUAAAGAUAAGUUCUUGAGGGAUUAUUUAGGUGAGGUUAGCAUACCAAUUAGUCGAAUAUUUGCUCGUAACAAUGGUGGUUUGAACGAUGGCCAGCCAAGAACUUUUGAAGAUCCUAAAAAUCAACCUGCUGCCUUCACCCUACAAAGUAAAUCAUCCAAACAUGAAGUCAGAGGCGAUAUCGUAUUGAAAUUUGGUAUUGUUUCUGAAGGCAGUGAGGAAGAUUUAUAUUAUUUAUGGGAAAAAAUUUGUAGGUUAGCAAACGCAAAGAAAUGA
Molecule: messenger RNA, 492 nt
Organism: Entrophospora sp. SA101
Lineage: Eukaryota; Fungi; Glomeromycota; Glomeromycetes; Entrophosporales; Entrophosporaceae
Source: the annotation of a GenBank genome assembly